Messenger RNA from Symbiodinium necroappetens, 532 nucleotides. The record is from the annotation of a GenBank genome assembly. Lineage: Eukaryota; Dinophyceae; Suessiales; Symbiodiniaceae.
AUGCACUGUACGUACAUUCGUUACCAUGCCCCUAAGUUAUCGAAUCGCGUCGACCUUGUGUCAACCUCGCAGGGGCAGUGCCCGGGAGCGGCAACGUCCAACUUUCUGCUUAUCGAUCGGCGCACCCAAUUUGCCAAGAUCUUCAGCCCGGAGGAGGCGCGCCUCCUUGUGAUCUACCUCCGCUCUCUGAAGAGUGCCUCGGAAGAUGGGUUGAUGGUAGCGGACCCUCGACCUGCUUCGACCAUACUGGAGGCCUUCCAGCAGGCGAAGAGCUUCAUGAAUCCCCCGACCUUCUACAGCAUUUGCACCUCCCACUGGAAACACGAAGGCCCAAAGUACAGCAUCCACUUGGGAGAGAGCUGCGGCGGCGGCUGGAACCAGGUGAAAGGCGGCCUUUGGCGUGCCUACGCCACCCCGAAACCUGGGACAAAGGCUGUCUCCUGGUGCGACAACGAGAAGCAUUGGACUCAGAUCUUUGUGAAAGGCACAAGCUGCCCCACCUCCUGGCAAGGGCUGAAAUGGCUACACGGAG